Sarcophilus harrisii (Tasmanian devil) is the source of this 512-nucleotide messenger RNA. RefSeq names its product 60S ribosomal protein L34. The record is from RefSeq and is a predicted model, not a curated record. Gene Ontology annotation, molecular function: structural constituent of ribosome. The coding region runs from base 100 to 453 and encodes 117 amino acids. The transcript has 5 exons. Gene Ontology annotation, cellular component: ribosome. Gene Ontology annotation, biological process: translation. NCBI's taxonomy places the organism in Eukaryota, Metazoa, Chordata, Mammalia, Dasyuromorphia, Dasyuridae.
CGGGUGGAUCGAGGAAGAGCCUGUGAAGUCACUAUUGGAGCGCUCAGAUUGCCCACCCUUUCUUCCUUUUUCCGGUAUCGGGCCUGACUGAAAUUAAAAAUGGUUCAGCGUCUGACAUAUCGCCGUAGGUUGUCCUACAAUACAGCUUCCAACAAAACUCGGCUAUCACGAACCCCAGGUAACAGAAUUGUUUACCUUUAUACCAAGAAAGUUGGAAAAGCACCAAAAUCAGCCUGUGGUGUGUGCCCAGGAAGACUUAGAGGUGUUCGUGCGGUGAGACCUAAAGUUCUUAUGAGGCUUUCAAAGACAAAAAAGCAUGUCAGCAGAGCUUAUGGUGGCUCCAUGUGUGCUAAAUGUGUACGUGACAGGAUCAAGCGUGCUUUCCUCAUUGAAGAGCAGAAAAUUGUUGUGAAGGUGUUGAAGGCACAAGCACAAAGUCAAAAGAAUAAAUAAAAAGGACUUGGGUUCUUUUGUUUUGAAUGAUAAAGAAAAUUAAAAUGUGUUUGAGUGUU